AUCCCCGACUCCCGCCCGCCGCUCCGCCCGCCGCGCACCUCCGUCCGCCGAUAGUCCGGCUCCAGCCGCCGCCGCCGCACCGAGCGGCGGCAUGGAGGCGCUCACCACCCAGCUGGGGCCGGGGCGUGAGGGAAGCGCUUCGCCCAACUCCAAACAGGAGCUGCAGCCCUACUCGGGCUCCAGCGCGCUCAAGCCCAACCAGGUGGGCGAGACGUCGCUGUACGGAGUGCCUAUCGUGUCCCUGGUCAUCGACGGCCAGGAGCGCCUGUGCCUGGCGCAGAUCUCCAACACCCUGCUCAAGAACUACAGCUACAAUGAGAUCCACAACCGCCGCGUGGCCCUGGGCAUCACGUGCGUCCAGUGCACGCCGGUGCAGCUGGAGAUCCUGCGGCGGGCAGGGGCCAUGCCCAUCUCGUCGCGCCGCUGCGGCAUGAUCACGAAGCGCGAGGCCGAGCGCCUGUGCAAGUCGUUCCUGGGCGAGCACAAGCCGCCCAAGCUGCCGGAGAACUUCGCCUUCGACGUGGUGCACGAGUGCGCCUGGGGGUCGCGCGGCAGCUUCAUCCCCGCGCGCUACAACAGCUCGCGCGCCAAGUGCAUCAAGUGCGGCUACUGCAGCAUGUACUUCUCCCCGAACAAGUUCAUCUUCCACUCGCACCGCACGCCCGAGGCCAAGUACACGCAGCCCGACGCCGCCAACUUCAACUCGUGGCGCCGGCACCUCAAGCUCAGCGACAAGUCGGCCACCGACGAGCUCAGCCACGCCUGGGAGGACGUCAAGGCCAUGUUCAACGGCGGCACGCGCAAGCGGACCUUCUCCUUGCAAGGCGGCGGCGGCGCCAGCGGCGGCGGCUCGGGCGGGCCGGGCAAGGGCGCGGGCGGCAGCGGCGCGGGCGCGGGGGGCCCCGAGCUGACCCCCGGCCCGCCGCCCCACAAGAGCCUGCGCUGCGGCGGCGGCGACGACGAGGCCGCCGGGCCUCCCGGGCCGCCGCCCCCGCACCCGCCGCGGGGACUCGGACUGGCGGCCGGCGGCACCGGCGGCCCUGCCGGCCCGGGCGGGCCUAGCGGCGGCGCGGCCGUGCGCAGCUACCCGGUCAUCCCCGUGCCCAGCAAGGGCUUCGGCCUCUUGCAGAAGCUGCCCCCUCCGCUCUUCCCUCACCCCUACGGCUUCCCCACGGCCUUCGGCCUCUGCCCCAAGAAGGACGACCCGGUGCUGGGCGCGGGCGAGCCCAAGGGAGGCCCCGGCACCGCGAGCGGCGCGGCCACGGCCGCGGGCACCGGCGCGGGGGGGCCCGGAGGCGGCCACUUGCCUCCCGGGCCCGGGGCCGGCCCGGGCGGCGGGGCCAUGUUCUGGGGCCAUCAGCCCUCCGGGGCAGCCAAAGACGCGGCCGCCGUGGCCGCCGCGGCCGCGGCCGCCACCGUGUACCCGACGUUCCCCAUGUUCUGGCCGGCGGCGGGCAGUCUCCCGGUGCCGCCCUACCCCGCCGCGCAGAGCCAGGCCAAGGCGGUGGCGGCGGCCGUGGCGGCGGCCGCGGCGGCGGCUGCGGUGGCGGCCGGCGGUGCGGGCGGCCCGGAGCCCCUGGACGGCGCCGAGCCGGCCAAGGAGGGCGGCCUGGGCGCCGAGGAGCGCUGCCCGAGCGCGCUGUCCCGCGGGCCGCUGGACGAGGACGGCGGGGACGAGGCGCUGCCGCCCGCGCUGGCCCCGCUGCCCCCGCCGCCGCCGCCGCCGCCCGCGCGCAAAGGCUCCUACGUGUCGGCCUUCCGGCCGGUGGUCAAGGACGCCGAGAGCAUCGCCAAGCUGUACGGCAGCGCGCGGGACGCCUACGGCGCGGGGCCCGCGCGCUCCGGGGCCGGGGCCGGCUACGUGAGCCCGGACUUCCUGAGCGAGGGCAGCUCCAGCUACCACUCCGCCUCGCCCGACGUGGACACUGCGGACGAGCCCGAGGUGGACGUGGAGUCCAACCGCUUCCCCGACGACGAGGGCGCCCAGGACGACGUCGAGCCCGGCGCGCCCGGCCCGGCGAGCGCUGCUGCGGACGGCGACCUGUCCGCGGGACCCCCGUCCGCCGCGUCCUCAGGCGUGGUGGACGGCUCCACGGACUCGCCCGACGGCGGCAGCCCGCACCCCCGACGCCGAGCCGGGCUGCCCCCGGCCGGCCGCUCUUCGUUUGCGGAUCUAGCUGCCGACGACGUGGUGCGGAGACCGGAGAGGAGCCCGCCUGGCGGCUGCUACGAGCUGCGGGAACCCUGCGGUCCUUUAGGGGGUUCUGCGCCGGCCAAGGUGUACGCGCCCGAGCGGGACGAGCACGUCAAGAGCGCGGCCGCAGCGCUGGGGCCUGUGGCCUCCUACCUCUGCACUCCCGAGGCCCAUGAGCCAGAUAAGGAAGACAAUCACUCGACCACCGAUGAUUUGGAACCCAGGAAAUCCUACCCAGACCAAAGGAGUAUCUCACAGCCAAGCCCCGCAAAUACUGACCGAGGUGAAGAUGGGCUCACUCUGGAUGUCACAGGAACGCAGCUGGUGGAGAAAGACAUUGAGAACCUGGCCAGAGACGAAUUGCAAAAACUUCUCCUAGAGCAAAUGGAGCUCCGAAAGAAGCUGGAGCGGGAAUUUCAGAGUCUCAAAGAUAAUUUUCAGGAUCAAAUGAAGAGGGAAUUGGCUUAUCGAGAAGAAAUGGUGCAACAGCUGCAAAUUGUCAGAGACACUCUGUGCAAUGAACUGGAUCAGGAGCGGAAGGCACGCUACGCCAUCCAGCAGAAGUUAAAAGAAGCCCACGACGCUCUCCACCACUUCUCCUGCAAGAUGCUGACCCCUCGCCACUGCACCGGCAACUGCUCCUUCAAGCCCCCGCUAUUGCCCUAGGCCGGCUCGAGCCCACGCGCCCUCAAGUCAUGCUGCUGUCUCGUUGCAAAGACCCCGGCCGCGGCGGCCCCGAGCGAGGAACAAGCCAUUCGGACCCGAUCAUUGUACAGAAAGCCCGGCCCUGACCGUCCUCUGCCG
Messenger RNA from Suncus etruscus (white-toothed pygmy shrew), 2998 nucleotides. It is a transcript of the gene SKOR1, whose product is annotated as SKI family transcriptional corepressor 1. The record is from RefSeq and is a predicted model, not a curated record. Gene Ontology annotation, biological process: negative regulation of transcription by RNA polymerase II; negative regulation of BMP signaling pathway. NCBI's taxonomy places the organism in Eukaryota, Metazoa, Chordata, Mammalia, Eulipotyphla, Soricidae. Gene Ontology annotation, molecular function: RNA polymerase II cis-regulatory region sequence-specific DNA binding; SMAD binding; DNA-binding transcription factor activity, RNA polymerase II-specific. Gene Ontology annotation, cellular component: transcription regulator complex; nucleus. The coding region runs from base 92 to 2860 and encodes 922 amino acids. The transcript has 9 exons.